AACUACGAUAGGCCCACUGGCCCAGCCACACCCCGUCCCCAUGUCACACAGUCUGGAUAUGCAAUAAUCAAAGUGACUUUUAAACACAAAAACAACUUAAGAAAAGAUCAAAGUGUGAUCUCCCAAUUGUCUUUCAUCGAAUUACCUAUAACAAGUCUUCUUGAUUGUGCCUUACUCAAAUAGAAUUUCUGAAUCCAAUCCAGUCAGCUAGCGUUGUUCGUCUAGUUUCUCAAUCCCUAAUUACUUUUCUUUCUUCAAUUUAGCAUAGCAGAGUUCCUAAUGGCUGCAGAAUCAGUUUUUCAAAGAGAGCCUAUAACUGAAUCAGCACGAUUCGAAGAUAAUGACAUGGUUGCUCCGUCUUCCACUUCAACUACUGCCUACAACUUACAGAAAAAAUUCCGACGAUCAAGAACUGCUCCUGCCAUGGUGUCCAUGAACGACCUACACACUCAAUCUGUUUACUUUGGCCCUACUUCUUCUCUCGUCAGACAGGCCGCUUUUCUGCUCAUUAUUUACCUCUCUCUUGGUGCAGUCGUCUAUUCCUUCAACCGUGACCACUUCUCUGGAGUUGAGACCCACCCUGUUGUUGACGCUUUUUACUUCUGUAUCGUCACUAUGUGUACCAUUGGCUACGGUGAUAUUGCUCCAGUUACUCCUAUCACGAAACUCUUUGCUUGUCUCUUUGUGCUUGUGGGUUUUGGUUUCAUCGACAUUUUGCUUAGUGGGGUCGUCAAUUACGUACUUGACUUGCAGGAGAACUUGAUAUUGACCGGCAGGCAACGACAAUUAGCUAGCCACGUCGACCAGGGGCGUGGCGGAUUUAUGGAUUGCAUAGUCGAUGUAGCCAAGGGAAGAAUGAGAAUCAGAUUGAAAGUGGGUUUGGCUCUGGGUGCUGUGCUUUUGUGCAUCGGGUUGGGGUCACUGGUGUUGUAUUUCCAGGAGAAUCUGGAUUGGAUAGAUUCAGUUUACUUGUCGGUAAUGUCUGUAACGACUGUUGGAUAUGGUGAUAGGGCUUUCAAGACUCUGCCUGGAAGGUUGUUCGCUUCAAUUUGGCUUUUAUUUUCCACACUUGCGGUGGCACGGGCUUUCUUGUAUUUGGCAGAGGCAAGGAUUGACAAAAGGCACAGGAGAAUUGCCAACUGGGUAUUGCAGCGUGAAAUCACCAUUGAAGAUCUGCUUGCCGCUGACCUUAACAACAACGGCUUCCUUAGCAAAUCAGAAUAUGUCAUCUAUAAGCUCAAGGAGAUGGGAAAGAUCAGUGAGAAAGAUGUAAUGCAGAUAUGCAAUCAGUUCAACAAGCUUGACGAAAACAACUGUGGGAAGAUAACAUUACCCAGACUCCUACAGAGUCAUUUAUAGCAAAAAUUCUUUGGCCACCAUGCAGUAUCUGCUAAUUUUCAAGAAAAAGGAAGUAAACGAAGUCUUUCCUUCUGACUAUGAGGUCUCAUGUUUAAAUCCCAGCUGUGGAAAAGCACUAGCGAUUUCUUCUCAUAUGUCUAAGCCUUAGUGAGCAGAGUUACCCGGUACCUGUGCUCAGGAGGUAGCAGGUGUGCAGUGAAAUUUGUUGAGGUGCGCGCAAGUUGGUCCAAACACCACUAUUAUUUAUUGUUAAAAAAUAAAAUAAAAGAGUAGAUAGUUUCCUUAUAAAUUGGUUGGGUUGUCAUGUCCUCUCGUCAAAUGAAUGUCAGCUGACUGACAACUUGAAUGUUGUGGCAAAUAUUGCAUUGGAUAUGCCCUCUUUUCCGUGCUUGUUCUGAUCUGUCUAUUGAAACUUUUCUUUUAGGUGUAGGAUAUAACAUAGCUGAUUUUCAAUAACAUCUUGUCUCUUUUGCUGCUGGAAUGUGGUUUGCCUUUUCAUGCUGUAAUUCUAUUUUUCGCUUUCAAGUCUGGUUUUAAGGCUUUGGUUUUUUACGAGCCUACAGAAAGACUUUCCUUUCACCUCUUAAUCAGGCUUCUCAUGCUUCUAUGUGUCCCCAAAAUCAUAUGCUGUAAACUAAUUAUUUUCCAAUCUGUAACUCUGGAAAGAUAAAAUAAGUUCAUAGACACCUGAAAGUCCUCAUUUAAAAGGGCUGGUCUGCGAGAGUUGAAAAAUAUACAAUAUUUCUACUUCCCUCGUGUGCUACUCCUGGAUUCAAAAGUUUCUCCACUUUAGGCGUAAACAUGUAUUGUCUGGCACUAUUCACCGGUUCUUUUGAAGAUUCAUAAAGUUACAGUAGAUAAUAGCUUUUUGCAUGCUUUUGUUCGAGGACAUAAUCUUAACUUGUCCGAAUCAAAUGCAUCACCUUUUUCUGUUUGAACUAUGAAUCUUUUGCGGUUUCAACUUGUAUAACAAUGAAAUCUCUCCUUUUAAGGCAAUCUAAUACAGAAAAACUGGCUGUCUUAUUUCUCUUCACUGUUGUUUCUCUUCACUAUUAUUAUUAUUAUUAUUAUUAUUAUUAUUAUUAUUAUUAUUAUUAUUAUCCUCCUUUGUUAUUAAGUGUAUAUUUGUCUUGGCCCUUGAUUGGAUACACUCAAGUCACUAGGACAACAAUAGUGAAACAGAAGAUUAUGCUAGUUUACAAGGA
This is a messenger RNA of Lycium barbarum (goji berry), 2564 nucleotides long. Its product is annotated as two-pore potassium channel 5-like. Gene Ontology annotation, biological process: potassium ion transmembrane transport; stabilization of membrane potential. The record is from RefSeq and is a predicted model, not a curated record. Gene Ontology annotation, cellular component: plant-type vacuole membrane. Gene Ontology annotation, molecular function: potassium ion leak channel activity. The coding region runs from base 280 to 1359 and encodes 359 amino acids. The transcript is spliced from 3 exons. NCBI's taxonomy places the organism in Eukaryota, Viridiplantae, Streptophyta, Magnoliopsida, Solanales, Solanaceae.